UAGAUGGAUGUGAAUUCCACCAUUCAGACCUGGAGACUUUGACAUAUCUGGUUUUGUCUCUUGGACCAAAGCCAGAUGUUGCUGGCAGAUUGCUGAGCUUGAAGGAAGGUCUCCCCCAUAGUGUGGCAAUGACACAGUGUAUAACUGGAGUCUGGUACAUUGGUGCAGCGGCUCUAUUGAUUCUGCUGCCAUCUGGAGCAGAGCAAGUGAGAAGUUAUGGUGAGUCUUGUAUCUCUGAUGAUGAAUGUGUGGGUCAUCACAUGUUGUGCAUAGCCAAUGAGACAGAGAGUCAUUGCUAUUGUAACAGGUCCUACAGUUGGUAUGAAGAGCUGAAACAAUGUGUGCGAACGGAAAAUGCCUCUGUAGUGCUGGCGACCUUUCAUGAUCACCAAGACAUCAUCAAACUGAAUUCUCAUUCUGAACACAAGAUGUUCAUCAAAAUCAGUGUUGUUGGUCUGAUCGCUGUUCUCUCAAUAUGCAUAUUUCUCCUUUCCUGCAUUGCAUAUGGCUGCUGCUCUUGUACUCGGAUCAGUAACCAGAAAACAAAUGAGUCUGCUGCAUCAUGUCCAGCAACCUGUCCACUACACAACAUGCCCCUGGUACAGCAACAAGAUAAGCCAGUUGCUGAUACAGGAAAGGCGCAGUGGCAAGAUAUGCAUUGCCCCAUAACUGUAUUGGACGAUAUUGACAUCUGCUAGCAGCACACUUGUGUGAUAUUUUGAAUCUGAUGUUCACUCAGGAUGAGUUUCAUAUUACAGUACUGUAUUUGUAUACAUGCUCUCCAAUAAAUUAAUAUUGUGCAUGUCA
This is a messenger RNA of Zootermopsis nevadensis, 807 nucleotides long. The record is from RefSeq and is a predicted model, not a curated record. NCBI's taxonomy places the organism in Eukaryota, Metazoa, Arthropoda, Insecta, Blattodea, Termopsidae.